Molecule: messenger RNA, 7416 nt
Organism: Phymastichus coffea
Lineage: Eukaryota; Metazoa; Arthropoda; Insecta; Hymenoptera; Eulophidae
Gene: IntS6
Product: integrator complex subunit 6
Exons: 9
Coding region: 954-3995 (1013 amino acids)
Biological process (GO): snRNA 3'-end processing
Cellular component (GO): integrator complex
Source: RefSeq, a predicted model, not a curated record
AAAGAGGAGCGACUAAGCGCGGGCCCAGUGCAUUUAUACACCUUUCUCCCGCUCGGCGCGCUUUCGAACGCGCGGCGGGGAGGCAGUCGGAGCAGCACAAGAACUUGCGGCGUGGUGUGCGCGCGGACGAGCAAGAGCGUAACUGUAUACCACACGCGCGCGCGCACACACACACACACACACACACAUAUGAAUCGUAGGCUGCAAUUCGGUGGCAAAGCCGCGUUAACAACUGCGUCGUAGGUGUGUCCGUCCGCGAGCUGUUUCACAGUCGUGAGCCGACGAUCAUGAGGUUCAUUGAGAAGGUAUCGACUCCUAGACUCGUGGGGUCGUCUAAUUCGUGGGUCGCCGACUUACCAGUGUGUCAGAAGUUCGGUAGUUUCGCGGUGGAAUAGUGGUAGUCGUGCGGUGGUACGCCAACGGCAAGCAGUAGUGGACGAGCGGCUUAACGCAGAAAUACGUUCGCUCGCAUAGAGUGCCAAAUCAAAUCAGUUAGGUUAGGUCAAGGGAGAGAGAAAGAGACGGAAAUAGCGAGAGAAAAAGACAGAGCGCCCGCUGCUCGGCAGUAGCGCCGCGAGGCCGUCGCGGCGGCAUUUGAGCCGCAGACUCGGCGCGGAGAGCACGUUGAGGUUAAGAUAGCCGCGCGCGCUCGCUCUGACUCGUACAGCAGAGGGAGCGAGAGCGACGGAAAAAGAGAGAGAUAGAGACGGAACCAUCCUGGCCGUCGUCUCCCCCCACCUCCUGCGCUGCUCUCCACCGAGCGUGUGUACUGUAUAUACGACUAUCGCGCGUGAGACUGUGUAAGUGUACGAUAAACGUGGACGCGCUGCUGCUUCGCACUAGGAGGCGUUGCGAACGAUGAUGAUGAUCAUGAGCCACGCCGGCUGACACCGACUCCUGGAGCGCUCGUUUACUAUUUGGAGUCCGACUGACCGUGGCACAAGUUAGCAGCCAUGACCAUCAUAGUCUUUCUCAUCGACACCUCCGCCUCCAUGAACCAGAGGGCCUACCUAGGAGGCAGGCCCACCCUGCUCGAUGUGGCCAAAAGUGCUGUCGAGACCUUUGUCAAGGUCCGGCAAAGGUCACCAGAAAGUAGAGGAGACAGAUACAUGUUAUUAACUUUUGAGGAAACACCACACAAUAUAAAGGCUGGCUGGAAAGAGAACCUGGCGACGUUUAUGAACGAGCUGAAGAACCUACAGUGCGUGGGUCUGACGACCCUGGGCGCGGCCUUGAAAAAUGCAUUCGACGUCCUCAACCUGAAUCGCAUGCAGACGGGUAUCGAUACCUAUGGCCAGGGCAGAUGUCCGUUCUAUCUCGAGCCGUCGGUCAUCGUUGUCAUCACCGACGGUGGCAAGUACACCACUGCUAACGGCGUCCACCCGGAUUUCACAUUGCCGAUGCACUCGCCCAUUCCCGGUUCCGAACUGACGAAGGAGCCGUUCAGGUGGGAUCAGCGAUUAUUCUCCCUCGUCCUUCGUUUAUCCGGUACACCGGCAGUCGAACGUGACACAGGUUUGGUACCGAGCGAUGCCUCGCCGAUCGACGCCAUGUGCGAAGUUACCGGUGGACGAUCUUAUUGUAUUACCUCUCAUCGCAUGAUGAUGCAGUGCAUCGACUCGCUAGUGCAGAAAGUCCAGUCUGGCGUCGUUAUUAAUUUCGAGAAGAUCGGCCCAGAUCCUACACCGCUACCCAACGAGCCUACUACUAUCAUCAACUUGGAGAACGGAGAGGAGCAUCACGAGGAGGAGAAUGGCUUUCAAAGCAACGGCCGAGGACAUCCGAACUCUACCUCGAUCCCGAGCAAUUUAAAUAACAGCACAGCUUGGCACUCGUGUCGCCGACUGAUCUAUGUGCCGCGCUCCGCUCAGAAAGGUUUUGCAGUAGGAUUUUGGCCGAUUCCCGAAAGCUUCUGGCCCGAUAUUGCAGCUUCAUCUCUACCACCACGUUCCGCGCAUCCAAACGUCAAGUUCACGUGCAUGAGUCAGGAGCCAUUAGUGAUCGAGAAUUUGCCGUUCGAUAAAUACGAGCUUGAACCUAGUCCUCUUACGCAGUAUAUUCUCGCGAGAAAACAGCCGACUAUUUGCUGGCAGGUUUUCAUCGCUAAUUCAUACAAGAGCACCGAAGUUGGGCAUCCAUUUGGUUACUUGAAAGCUAGUACAAAUCUCACCUGUGUUAAUCUGUUCGUUAUGCCGUAUAAUUAUCCUGUACUACUGCCACUUUUAGACGAUCUAUUUAAGAAUCACAGAUUGAAACCUAGCAACGAGUGGAGAACACAGUUUCAGAAUUAUAUGAGGACUAUGCCUGCUUAUUACGCUGCUUCGUUAAGACGAGCACUGACGCGGAUGGGCGCUCCGGCGGCGUUAGCCCAGACCCUUAUACCCGACAAUAUGGACAAUACGUUAUCGUACAGCGUACUAAAUUAUCUCAAACGCUUGAAAAACACAGCCAAGAUGGAGUUCGAUCGGCUUUGUAAUGAGGUUAUAUCCAAGCAACAGGCAAACAAGAGCCUUGCAAACAAUAGCAAUACCCUCGUCGAAGGAUUGCGAGUUACUUCGCGGACGAAUCUGAAAAAAGAUUUAUCAAAUUCGCUGAACGAUAUGAGGGAUGAGUUUAAUAAGUUCCAAGGUUUUAUGGUUGGUCUUGUAAAAAAUCACUCUCCACAGCGAGGGGCGCAGAGUUAUCGUAAUGCUUUCGAUAUACCGCGCAAGUCUUUGUUGGACCAGGUUGUAAGAAUGCGAGCGAACUUCUUGCAACCUGGCUUGCUGCAUACGAAACUACUGGACGAUGAUUUCGUACACUCGAUGCCGGUUUCGCAAAUGGGCAAUUACCAAGAGUACCUCAAACGCAUGACGCCACCACUUAGGGAGAUCGAGAGUACACCAGUACGACAGCAUAUGUUUGGUAACCCAUUUAAAAUCGACAAGCGAAUGAUGGUCGAUGAGGCUGAUAUCGACAUGGUGGGUGCGACAUCGUCGGCUUCCAAGGGUUUGAAACGUUCUAUCGCCGUGGUGGACUCGGGGGUGGGUAACCUGAAUUCUUCUCGGCCGCCAAGCAAACGGAAACCUGGCCCGAUUCCGAAGGAUGUGAUAAUACGACGGCCAACCUACUCACCGCCAAACACACCGCCAAACACACCGCCAGCCUCGCCAAUACCAUGGUCAGAGGACGUGAAGUCGCCAUUGUCACCGUCGAUGACAGUGUUUAAGAGCGAGCUGAAAGCCGAGUCAGCAACGCCCGUGCAAGCAAAACUCGUCAACGGUGACGUGACGAUGAUGGAGGAGGAGCAAAAACAACAGAAGCAGCAACACCAUCAGCAGCACGCGAGUAACGGUGUUAGUGAGAUGACGACAGCAAAGGCGACGACGAACUCCAGUAGUGCUAUAAGUGCGAGUGCAAUCGCGAGGACCGAACAGACGGCGAAAAGCAAUCAACCGACAAAAGCGCCGGCUGAGCCGUUGCCGCUACCGGCGCAGCAGCCGUCGACGACGACGCUCGCGUCGAACAAUAGUGCGGUUAAGCUUAAGUGUAGCGAACUGCAACAACUGCCCGAGAGCUCGGCCUGCGUCAGUCCCGGUAGCAGCAGGUGCGCCACACCACAGCCACAGGCGCAACAGCCGAUCGGAAAUCACGCGGCCGAGAAGGAAAAGCUCGAGGCGAAGACGGAUCUGGCGCUGCCAGACAAGCCGCUCACGCAUAAGGAGCUCGAGGACGUCAAGAGACACAAUCUGCCUAUCAGGAACGAGCUCUACAAGGAGAUCAGAAGGAAAAACACAAGUUUCGGCAUCUUUCUGACGCACCUGGAGAUGAUUCAAGGCCCGCUAGACAUCCGGCUGAGCUUCGUACGCGACGUUAUUCGCGAGACAUUGCGCUUCAAGCGUCGCAAGCUCGCCGACCAGCUCGAGGAGUAUUUGAAGAAGCUGCAAAAGGAGGGCAACAAGGGCCUUCUGUUAAAUCACAAAAUGCUGCCGAAUGGCGCCAACAGAAUCGCGUAAUUGACGUCAGCGGUGUACAGAUGAUAUAUAUGUAGAUAUAUAGACGCGGUCGUUUCUCUAAUUUUUUUUCUUUUUUUUUACACAUUUUGUUCUUACUCUUCUUCUUUUUUUUGUAUCACUAAGACGAAGAUAUGUUUUUAAAAAAAGAAAACGAGGACGUUUUUGCAAAGUUCGCGCCCCGUAUAGUCUAGUAGUAGUAUCCACGCGGCAAAUUUUUAUCAUUGUGUCAACGGAUCGUUAAUCUCUGUGUAAAUUUUGUUACGAUACACACGCCUAGAUUAUUAUAUAUACGAGUUUGUUAAGAGAGUGAGAGAAAGAGAGGAUUAUUAUUUUUUUCAUUUGACCAGGACAUUAUUAGCUACAUGACACGACAUUACGCGUCUAUUGUUUAUAAAAAAAAGAUAUGUAGAUUCGAAUAUGCAAGGCAAUGAUUCAAGAGCCGUGUAUUUGUAAAUGAAAUAAGGAAACAAUAACUAUUACGUAUUUUACAAUGUAUUUUAUUAAAUUAAAAUAUUUGGGAAAAAUAAUACAACGUUGCAUACUUUGAUUACUCUUUUAAAAAGAACACGAGGCCUCUCUCGCGAGAGCUAUCGAUCGAUUACCCACUUGCAAGUGUUGAUGUUAUUUUUUUGUAAGUAUUAGACAAGAGCUGAGAUUCGACUGGAGGUUGGUUUAUAAUGCACAGCGAAUUAUAACCGAAAUGAAAAUCUUGACAACUUGAUUUAUCAACGAUGAACUUCUUUUCAUCAUGCUCCUAAUUUAUUCGUGUUUAUGAACGUUUGACGAUUAUGACAUUUUUAUUCAACAUUUUUGUAUUUUUAGAAUGUGCAAUGUUUAUCUAUUUAUACUAAAUUAUUUUACUUUUAAUCGAGAUUAAAAGUGUCAUUAUUUUUUAUGAUAUACUUGUGUAUAUAAAAAUCAUUUUUUUUUUACCGAAGAAUGUCUAUAAACACGAAAAAAUUUAAGUUGUCACGUAUAGUUAUGGAUUUUACGUACGUUUUGAGGAAGUAUUUAUCGCAUUUUUUUUAAUUUUUUUUGUUUACGCAAAAGUUUUAGUUAUAAGUUAAUAGUAACAUGAAAAAAGUUAUUCAUUGUAAUAUUCUCAAAUUAAUUUUCAUAAUUCGUUAAUUUUGUACCAAUCAAAGAACUUUCGAAAGUUACAUAUCAAACUCAAUUUUGAUCUAUAAAAAUACGUAGUUUUAUAUUUUGUUUGUACGCAGUAUUUGAUUAAAUUUAUCAGUUACUAUUGCUCAAUCGUAAAUGGUAUAUUCUUGUGAACAAAUGGUUUACAUUUUUCGUCUUAAAAAGCGGGUAUUCUUGGUAUUUAGUUUGUUUUUGCUUCACACAUAUGAGUUAAUAAUGGUAUAUCUGAUUACAUUUUGUGAAAAUAUUGCCUCGAAAAUUAUCUUAUCUAAAUUUAUACUAUUCUUAUCAAAGUUUUAUAAAUUUUUGUGUUAGUUAAUUCUGAGUGAAGUAGUCGUUAUCUUGAUCAUGAUGAAAACGGCUGUUAAUUUUCUAAACUCGUCAGAAAAAUUAUUUUUCAUUCCAAUUGCAUACGAUGAACAACUAAACUCAUUGAUAAAAAUUUUAACUGUCAUUGCCGAAAAACUAUUUUGCUAUUGAUUGUCGAAAGCAAAGCUAUAACUUCUUUCAUGCUUUACAAUGUUUUGCAGGCGUUACGUCGUCAAAGUAUAAGGAAAAAUACAUGGCUCUGAGCGUUAAAAAAUGUUUUCUCAAAAAUAAUGACCUUGUAAGAGAAUAUUGGUAUUCAAAAUACAGGAGAGAACGUUAACCAAAUAUGGACAAUGACAAGCUAAAUACGCUUAUCGGCUAGAAAAUAUUCAGCCGAGUAUUUUUUUACACUAAGUGCGAUUUCGUGUAAUAACGAAAAUUUCGUCAGCCUAGGGCACGUAAUGAGAAUGAUGUUAAAAGUAAGGCAUUAUUCGCGAUAGAUGAAUCGUAUUUGAAAGUUAAUUGAUUAAUGAUCGUUGCACAGUACUAUUAGGUAUAAGUAAGGCAAAUACUUGGGAAUUUGCAUUUAAGAUUCAUCACUACUAAAGCAUUUGUCGACGAAUCAAAGUUUAGAUAUUUUUUAUCGAGAUGAACGAGUUAUCAGAAUAACUCGAAUAAAUUAGGUAUUAACUUUUACGAUGAAUUUAUGCAAGUGCCCAAUUGCUGAAAAAAUAUAUACUUGUACAUUUAUGAAAAAUAAAUAACGAGUUAGACAUUUUUUGGACAUUGUAUGAUAAACUAUUGUAAGAUACUGUAAUGUUUUGUAAUGAAAUCACACAAACAGUAAUGUAGUUUAUUGUGAAAAGUGUAAAUAAACAUAUUAUAAUUUGAAAUAUUUUGCGGAGCAACGUGAUAACACCGAUGUAUAUUUAUCUUGACUGGUUAAUUUUCUUAAACAUCAUCGUCAUCUUACCACAGUAUAUCAAAAGUUUUCUACUCGGUAGCAUCACUUGUAUGUUUAUUUAGCAUUGUUUUGAAACCUUUAUUUAUUUUUUUUUUAUUUUUGAAAUUUCUUUUACUUUAUCUUAUUUUUAUUUUGAUAUACAACCGAUUUACAAAUAUCCUUUCAGUAAUGGAAGAGUCAUAGUAUUCAUGAAUAAUAAAAGUGAAAAAUGAAGUAACUGUUGUAAACUCAGAGUUUCACUGAAUAGAGAUGAGUAUCGUAAAGAGUCAAGUUCAUUAAAAUAGAUAAGCGCUGCUGCAUAGUUUCAUAAUCAAAAUCGUCAUUUUGAAGCCGCAAAGAAAAACUUGAAUCACGUAUUCACAAACGGAAAUAGAAAGUUGGGCUAGUCGUUGUUCGUUGAUAUGAAGUAGAUGUAAAUAAAUAUGAUUAUCAUCAUACGGAAAUGUGAUAAAAUCGUUGAUAAAUUGACAGAAAAAUCUUUUAAAAAGGUGAUAUCUAGAAUUAUUAUUGAACAAAAGAUGAUUUACGUCAACGUUAUUUUAAAACAGUUGAACGGCCAACGACUAUCAUCGCAUUAUCUAACCAAAUCGGGCUUCGACUCAGAUUCAUUGCGACUCAUUGAUUGGAGCCCAAAUGGGAAUCCUUGAGCAAUGAUGAAUAAUGUGCUCGAUGUAUAUAAAUGAUUGUACAUAAACGUUGAAGUAUACGACAAUUGUAAAUAAGAACUUCAUGAUGUUUCGACGGAUGGAACGAAUAGGUAAAAACUCAAAUUUCACUUAUCAAACAGUUGCUCAGUCUUAUUCAACGGAAACUCCGCUUCUUUGUAAAUGCAUCGCGAAACGAAUGAUUCGACAGCGAAAAAUGAAACAUACCUAUUCGAUUCAUUACGCAGCGCGAUAUGUAUGAUUUAUAAUUGUCGAUGUAGCGCGAAAAUUUAAUUUUCAUGUUUAUAUUUUUGCAGAACUGUCGCAAAAAACAUGCGAGUGGAUGAGCGAACAAAGUGAU